AUGUCGAGGGUAAAUUCAAGAAAGUACCUUGAAAAAUGGGAAGCGGAUUAUCCUUGGCUUAAAAAAAGCUCUGAUGGUACUGAAUCAGCAUUCUGUACCCUUUGUCGUGUGACUAUACAACCACGGAAAUCGUCUGUAGAACAGCACAGUGGUACCGUCUAUAGAACAGCACAGUGGUUUAGACAUGCUUCAAGAGAAAAGCAUCUUAACACAAAAAGCCAGAUUACGUUUCCUUUAGUAUCAAAGAAAGCAGACUGUGAAGCAGAUAUUCAUCUUGCUCUUUGCGUGUGUUGUCAUGCACCCAUUUCAACAAUAAAUCACCUUGGAGAAAUCAUUUCUCUUUAUGGAAAAAAUAGUCCCCUUGAAAACCUUCGUCUGCAUCGAACCAAAUGUACCCAAAUUAUUAAAAAUGUAAUUUCUUCAUCAAUUGAAUCAGAAAUUUCUGAAUCAAUGGCAGAUAAACCUUUUUCCAUCCUGAUUGAUGAAUCAACUGAUGUUUCUUUGACAAAACAUCUUUGCAUUUGUGCUCGAUACUAUUCAGAUGAACAGAAAUCAGUUAUCGAUGACUUUCUUGGUUUAGCUGCUGUGAUAUUAACCACUGGUGCAGAUCUUUUUGCUGUUUUGGAAACAAAGUUGACGUCUGUUGAAUUGUCUUUAAAAAACUGCAUUGGGUAUAGCUCAGACGGAGCUUCAAAUGUCAUUGGAUUUCACAAUUCGGUUUGGUCUCGUGUUCGGGCAGUCUCUCCUAAUUGUAUUUUAAUGCGCUGUACAUGCCACUCCUUGAACCUCAUUGUUCAACAUUCCUUUGAAUUAAUGCCAUCAAGUGUUGGCUUUCUGCUCAGUGAAAUUCCUUCAUUUUUUUCAAAAAGUUCCAUUCGACGAGAAGAGUUUAAAGUACUUUUUCAGACAAUGGAUCCAAGCAAUGAAAGGAUGGGAACUCCAUCACCAUUUCAAAAGUAUUCAGCUACUCGAUGGCUCGUCAGAGGGAAAUGUCUUUACAAUUUGAUGGUGAAUUGGUACGAAUUAAAAGCCUAUUUCUUAUGUACUGAAGCUCAAGCUCCUGCUUGCAUUAGGUAUAGAGUUACAACAAUUAACAACAUGUUCAAAGAUGAAACUCUCUAUCUUUAUGUCGUCUUUUUGACACCAAUUGUUCAAGAAUUUGAGCGUUUGAAUGCUCUUUUUCAAAGCACUAAUGUGGAUCCUGAGAAGCUAGUUUCAGAGCUAAACCUACACUACAAAAGUCUACAACAGCGUGUUCUUGACAACCAAGGAGUUCAACUGCCUCUAAAACGUGUUGACUUUGGGGCAAAGUUUUUAUCAAAUUGCCAAAAAUAUAUUGAUACUUAUCCUCAAACCCAAAAAGAAAUAGCCAGAAAAAACAUUGAAAGUGUUCUAACACGUUGUCUUCAAUUUCUUUUGCGUCUUUUGAAAGAGCUUGAUCAACGUCUACCUGAAAACAAAGAAAUUUUUCAAGGUCUAUCUUAUCUCUCACCAUCAAAGGUUCUGCAUCAAAGUUCUAAAAUGCCAUUCACUCAUCUGCCUUUAAGGCAUAUUAUGAAGGAUAAAGCGCAAAACAUUGAAGAUCAGUACAGAAAAGUAAGUUUGGUUGACUGGUCUUCUACGGAGCUGUUUGAAAAUUCUUGUAUAGCAAAAGAUACAACUGAGUUCUGGACUGCAGUUCGCCACUACAAAAAUACAUCAGGAGAUGCAGCAUUUAAGGAACUAGCAGACUAUUGCCUAACUUGUCUUGUUUUCCCUAUAUCAAACGCUUUUGUGGAACGUAUUUUUUCUCAGGUCACCUUAAACAAACCAAGAAACAGAAUGUCAGACAAAUUGCUCAGCAGUGUAGUGCGAGUAAAAGCCUACCUUGCUAGCCGCAACAAAUGUUGUAAAGACUUUAAAAUCAGUGACAAAAUGUUAACUAAAUUGGGAACGGACAUGUAUUCUGACGAUGAUGAAUUAGUCGAAGAUGAUCUCACUCUAAUUGAUGAUUUAAACUAA
This is a messenger RNA of Hydra vulgaris (swiftwater hydra), 2001 nucleotides long. RefSeq lists its product as uncharacterized. NCBI's taxonomy places the organism in Eukaryota, Metazoa, Cnidaria, Hydrozoa, Anthoathecata, Hydridae. The record is from RefSeq and is a predicted model, not a curated record.